UUCAACGGUGUAACGCGAGCAUGCUCCUGCAUACAAGCCCCGAAACUUAACUUCAUGGUAAAAUGGGAGGGUUCAAAGUUUUGAUCUUCCACAGCGACUACUAUUCUGGGAAGCCCGGCAAACUCCGUGGCUCUCGGUGUGCAGCACGGUGGCCCUUUCGAGCCCUUUCGAACGUGUAUCGCCAGCUUGUCGUUUCGAACCUUCAUUCCAGUCCAAGUCCGCCAUCUCGGUGUAUUCCUGUGCGUGAGAUGUCGCAAAGCUGAUGCCUGCCGUACAUCGCGCACCUUUUGCAGCGGGAUGUCACCUUCAACGAGAUAUCUCAUUUUCGAUCUCCCCUCGCCAAGUAUCCGACGGGGUUGUAGAUGGAUCCCCUUAUGCGGCAGCGGACCUAUCGUCAAUUCGCUUCCAGACUGGUCUUUUCCUCCCAGCACAAAUACGAGAAACGUUACAAGUCAGCAUUGUUCCAGCCAUACAUGGGCGCUUCUCGGCCGCGAAUGCACAGCAUGCCGUACCAUUUCCGCAAGCCACGAAGAUAUCACAUCCUGGUGUAGACCAUGCCGGGAUUUCACGUAGUCUGCCUUACUCACCUAUGCCCCACAGAAGAAUUUAUCGCAGCACCCGUGCUGGAGUCGCUUCUCACAAGCUUCUGGAGUUUAGAAUCAGGACUCCAAGCCUACGUCCAAUCACCAUGGGACUUAAUACUGCCGUAUACCAGUCAAUUCGAAUCUCGGCAAAGACUCAUCGAGGAUCUAGCAGUGGAAAUGAAUAAUUUGGUUGAUGUACCGUGGACGUACAUCGGUUGCGAUGGGUUCAGUGCGAAUUGCGAUUGGCCGACUUGGGUAAUUACUCGCCGGAUAGUGUCAAGUGAUCGCCCUGUUCAUCCGUGAAGUUGGCGUGCCCCAGCUGCCUUCACUGUUCCAGCAGGUCAGUGGCGACUG
Messenger RNA from Laetiporus sulphureus 93-53, 938 nucleotides. RefSeq lists its product as uncharacterized. Bases 263 to 769 code for a protein of 168 amino acids. The transcript has 2 exons. The record is from RefSeq and is a predicted model, not a curated record. Lineage: Eukaryota; Fungi; Basidiomycota; Agaricomycetes; Polyporales; Laetiporaceae.